GUUAUGUCUCCUCUCGAUCGACCCAUCUACUUCACGUUGAAGGCCGCCGAUAUGUUGUACAUCCAGGUGCAAACAGCCGAUAUCACCCUGUACAUGAACAUUCACACCACCCUGUACACUCAAUCCAAAGUGACGCCAGCGUGUGCGCAUGUGUAGACAGACAUUCUGGUGCUAGGAUUUCGUUGUAUCUGGCCCGGGUACCCCGUGGGUGAAAUCGUGAACCAGGAUCCAGGAAUGGGAGAUGGGAGCACUCACCACGCUUGAACCUCUGGACACAACACGUCGGCUCCCGGAUCUACCUAUCGAUCGCGCGGUCGACUAGAGCCUGGAUCCCUUAGGAGCCCUAAGUACCACAACUGAAGACGAUGAACUUACUUUGCCCAGAGCAAGCAUCAAUAAAAUGAUCAAAGAAUUAGUACCAUCUGUUCGAAUUGCUAAUGAAGCUAGGGAAUUAGUUCUGAAUUGCUGUACGGAGUUCAUACACCUACUCAGCUCAGAGGCAAAUGAAAUAUGCAAUCAGCUGCAUAAAAAGACCAUCAAUGCAGAGCAUGUUGUGAUGGCUCUGAAUAGACUAGGCUUUGUAGACUACACAGCAGAAGCGGAAGCGGUUCUGAAAGACUGCAAAGCUGUAGCGGCAAAACGACGCAGACAGAGCACAAGAUUAGAGAAUUUGGGCAUCCCAGAGGAAGAGCUACUGAGGCAACAGCAGGAACUAUUUGCUAAGGCUAGACAGGAGCAGGCGAUAGUAGACCAACAGCAAUGGCACGAGUUGCAGGCCGCAGCACAGAAGGCGCACAUGGAAUCUUUACCGGCGACUGAUGAGGAUGAUGAUUACUCUUAAGAAAAUGGUAAAAUUAUCCCAGAAGCUAACAUUUGAACCUCUAAAUCCUAAUAAGCGAGUAAACUAGACCGAUUGAACUGGAACACGUUAAUCUGUUACAAAAUACCAUACUAGGUAUUUAACUGCUACUAUAUGAAUCCCCGAUUUUUUCAGUUUUUGGCUGCCAUUGCAUGGACGACAGUGGACAACAACGUUUUCACGCAGUUAUAGAAUAUUGACAUAAAACAGACAGAACUUGUAAUUCUAAUCUAAUUUUUCAGUUUUUCUAAAUGUGAACUGA
Acanthoscelides obtectus is the source of this 1121-nucleotide messenger RNA. The record is from the annotation of a GenBank genome assembly. NCBI's taxonomy places the organism in Eukaryota, Metazoa, Arthropoda, Insecta, Coleoptera, Chrysomelidae.